GUAGAAGGAUCGGUCGAAAAUGAUUAGCAUUGAUAAGAUCAAGGAAAACUUCCCCAUCCAUUGGCACGUAUGGAAUAACGAUUAUCAGGAGCUGCAGCAAGCCAUCAGCGAGAAAACGCAUGACCUAGAAAAGCUUGAUUCCCGGGGUCGAACACCGCUAAUGCUUGCGGUGAAGCUAAGCCACCUGGAGUGUGUUAAAGCCCUACUAGCCGCAAAAUGCAAUGCCAAUGUCGAAUGUGAUGGAUGGUCAGUCGUCCAGGAAGCCGUUUGCUCCGGAGAUGCCAACAUUCUGACCGCAAUCCUUGAGGUGCGUGAUUUGCAGCGCCACAUCAAGCGCGUAUCCCACGUGCCUCAGCUGCUGCAACAUCUGCAAGACACGCCGGACUUUUACAUCGAAAUGAAAUGGGAGUUCACAAGCUGGGUACCGCUGAUGUCGCGCGUCUGUCCGAGCGACACGUACAAAGUGUACAAGCGUGGUUCGAACGUGCGCAUCGACACGACACUGCUCGGCUUCGACAACAACACCUGGCAGCGGGGCAACCGUAGCUACAUCUACAAGGGCCAAUCGAAAACGGCCAGCAUGAUCGAGAUCGAUCACGACACGGGCGAAGUGUCGGUCGAGCAUAUGCGCAACAUCGAGGAGGAAAACAUCGACGGCAUACGGCCGAGCCGGGAGGCGGUGAAUCUGCGCCUGCAGGCACCGGUCAUCUGCAACCACAUCGACAUGGAGAAAAUUAGCUUCGAGCGGAACAAGUCCGGCUUCUGGGGUUGGCGCAGCGAGAAGGUUGAAUCGAUCAACGGGUACGAGUGUAAGGUGUUCGGGGCAAGCAACGUUAAGUUUAUUACGCGCACCCGCAACGAACAUCUUGGGAGUGAGCAGGCGCGUGUGAAAAAUUCGCGCACACCCCUGCAGCACUUCCUGGGCAUGACGGAGGAAGAUUACGAUCAUGCUGCGGUGGCAGGCUCGAGUACAAGUGCACUUAGGGAGCAGCAACCCAUCCUGCCGCCAUACAGCAGCGAGGACGAUCGGUCACCGGAUGGUGCGGAGGGGGAGGGUAGUGGCAGUGGGCAGGAUAUGUCAGCACCCACGGCUGAAGAGUACUUUUCCGACGUUGACCUAAACGGACGGGACGUUGGUAAGCCAAAGCGAAUCACUGCCAAAGAGCAAAUGUUUAAGGCAAACAUUUGGCUGAGCGAAGAGUUCCCGAUACGGCUGCAGGAGCAGGUAUUGCCCAUACUGGAUCUUAUGUCUACCAUGGCAAGCCCACACGUUUCCAAACUGAAGGACUUUAUAACGAUGCAACUUCCCGCAGGAUUCCCUGUUAAAAUUGAAAUUCCACUCUUCCACGUGCUGAACGCGGUCGUUACGUUUGGGAACGUAUUUGCGAUCGAGCAUCCGGUCCCGCAUGUAAGUCACAUCCGCGAGAGUGACGAUCGGGUAACGUGCGUCAUCGAUGAUGCGUGUUUCGAGGCACCGAGCGGGUACGGUGUGCGUCGUGGUAUUGCCGACUUCCGGCAGCAGCUCACGUUCGAGGAUGAGGACGAGCUAAUGCAGUUCGCCAUUCAGCAGAGUCUGGUAGAUUCGGGCAGUGAGAACGAUAAGGUUGAUAUCUGGGAAGCGUUAAAGGCACCGAGACCGCUGACUCCGCAAUACUACGAAGAUGAGCAGCUGCAGAGAGCUUUGCAAGAAUCACUGAUAACCGGAUUUCAAAGCAGUAGUAGCGCAGCGACCGGCUCAUCAGCACUACCACCCGCCCUAGCGCUCGACCAUCAAGCGGUAACGGUGGCCGCGGACGAAACCGAUACCGUGCCGGACUAUCUGGACCCAAACCUAGAGCUGGCAAUCAAGCUUAGCCAGGAGGAAGAGACACGCCGCGAAGAAGAACGGCGCCGCGAGGAGGAAAUGUUGGCCGAAGUGUUACGGCUCAGCCUGCAGGACAAAUAGGGG
This is a messenger RNA of Anopheles maculipalpis, 1948 nucleotides long. RefSeq names its product ankyrin repeat domain-containing protein 13D. The transcript is spliced from 5 exons. Bases 20 to 1945 code for a protein of 641 amino acids. The record is from RefSeq and is a predicted model, not a curated record. Lineage: Eukaryota; Metazoa; Arthropoda; Insecta; Diptera; Culicidae. Gene Ontology annotation, molecular function: protein binding. Gene Ontology annotation, cellular component: cytoplasm.